Amphiprion ocellaris (clown anemonefish) is the source of this 11623-nucleotide messenger RNA. It is a transcript of the gene sh3pxd2aa, whose product is annotated as SH3 and PX domains 2Aa. Bases 637 to 4179 code for a protein of 1180 amino acids. The record is from RefSeq and is a predicted model, not a curated record. Gene Ontology annotation, biological process: superoxide anion generation. The transcript has 16 exons. Gene Ontology annotation, molecular function: superoxide-generating NADPH oxidase activator activity; protein binding; phosphatidylinositol binding. Lineage: Eukaryota; Metazoa; Chordata; Actinopteri; Pomacentridae. Gene Ontology annotation, cellular component: cytoplasm.
AGUUCCAGCCGCUCGUGUCUCCGGCCAGAAAGCUGCUGCUUCCCGGGACGGAGCGAGUUAAAGGCGCGCAGAGCAGCUCCAACAUGCCGUUUGUCUCCGAGCGCACAGCUGCAGCCAGAUGUUCGAGGCGAGGAGGAAAAGUUCCGGAGCCCCGCAGGAAGCAGAACCAAUGAUCCCUCAGCUUCGUGAUUAUGUGUCACGCUGGUUGUGGAUGAAACCACAGCGGGUUUUUUCCAAGUCGCCCUGAGGACGUGCGGGAAGCCCAUCCCACUCCCGCCGAGGAUCUGCGCUGCAGCUUGGCUCUGCUCUGCUGGAUCUACCGGCUCCUUCCUGCCUCUACCAGGAGCUCCAGGUCCGCGGAUGCCUCCUUUUGCAGACACAAAGAGGCGCUUUCAGCAUUUUUAAGGUGACCGCCUUCCUCCAGCCUGCAGGCGGGUCUCUCUGCUCGAUCCUCGGCUUCCUCCCUCUCAUGGACUAUUGAUAAGUUUCCGAUCAGAUUGAUGAUUGGCGGCUGCGUCAGCGGCACCGGAUCGGCCGCGGUCUGUCUGUGGAUUGUCGGACGCCUCAUGUAGUGAUCUUUGGGCAGCAUUCCUGGAGCCUUCCCGGAGCCCCGGCAGCUGUCUGCCCGCCGCCUGCAUGCAGAGCCUUUGCAGGGUCAAGAUGCAGUUUCGGACUGUGCUGGACGUGAAAGUCGUGGACGUGGAGAAGAGGCGCAACCCGUCGAAACACUACGUGUAUCUCAUCAAUGUCACCUACUCUGACAACACCUCCCACAUCAUCUACAGAAGAUACAGCAAAUUCUUUGACCUACAGAUGCAGAUACUCGACAAGUUCCCGAUUGAGGGAGGGCAGAAAGACCCAAAGAAGAGGAUCAUCCCGUUUCUCCCAGGCAAAAUCCUGUUCCGGAGGAGUCAUGUGCGAGACGUGGCCAUGAAGCGGCUGCGUUUCAUCGAUGACUACUGCAGGGCCCUGGUGAGACUCCCCCCUCAGAUUUCUCAGAGCGAGGAGGUUCUGCGCUUCUUUGAGACGAAAACGGACGACAUCAACCCUCCAGUGGAGGACUAUGGAUCCAAGCGCAAGUCGGUGUGGAUGUACGGCUUUACAGACAGCCCGAGGAAAGAGGCCUCAGGGAUCGACAGCUCGGAGCCCAUGGUGCUGGAGCAGUAUGUGGCCGUGGCCAACUACGAGAGGCAGGAGAACUCGGAGAUCAGCCUCAAGGCCGGCGAGACUGUGGACGUGAUCGAGAAGAGCGAGAGUGGCUGGUGGUUUGUCAGUACAGCAGAGGAGCAGGGUUGGGUUCCAGCCACAUACCUGGACUCCCAGAAUGGAACCAGAGACGAUCUGGAUCUGGGCACUUCCAGAACUGGAGAAGUUACUAAGAGACGUAAGGCCCAUCUGAAGAGGCUGGACCGCCGCUGGACCCUCGGUGGUAUCGUGAACCGGCAGCAGAGCAGAGAGGAGAAAUACGUGACGAUACAGCCGUACGCCAGCCAGGGCAAAGAUGAGGUGAGCUUUGAAAAGGGGGUCACCGUGGAGGUCAUCCAGAAGAACCUGGAGGGCUGGUGGUACAUCAGAUACUUGGGAAAAGAGGGCUGGGCCCCAGCCUCCUACUUGAAGAAAAUUAAAGAGGACUUCUCCCCCCGUAAGAAGACCCUGACGGGCCCUGUGGAGAUCAUCGGCAACAUCAUGGAGAUCAGCAACCUGCUGCAGAAGAAGUCGGUCAGCGAGAAGGACAUCCAGACGGACGGCGAGGGCAGCACCACCCCAGAGCGCCACAUCUCCAAGAGCGAGAUCAGCCUGCCGAUGCCCUACAACUCCGAGAUCAACGCUGAGACGGGCAGGAGGCUGAGUGCCGGCCGCGACACCAACAGUCCGUGUCUGGGAAUAGCAGCGAGCGCCGCCCGCAAUGAAAAUAUAUCGAGAGGAGAGCCGGGGUCUCCAGCUGUGGCAAGAGUGGCUCCGCACAGAGUGGAAAUCGGAUUUGAAGCUAUAGGGUCUCCAAAUCUGAGGCAAAAACCUCCCCCGAGAAGAGAUACCAACUUGGGUUUCCAGUUACCCAAACCACCAGAGCCUCCUGCUGUGGAAGCAGAGUAUUACACCAUAGCAGAUUUCCAGUCCUCGAUCUCCGAUGGCAUCAGUUUCCGUGGAGGACAAAAGGCUGAUGUGAUAGAGAAGAACCCUGGGGGCUGGUGGUAUGUGCAAAUCGGAGAGAUGGAAGGCUGGGCUCCCUGUUCGUACAUUGACAAACGCAAGAAGCCCAACCUCAGCCGUCGGACCAGCACUCUGACCCGCCCCAAAGUCCCACCGCCGGCUCCGCCCGUCAAAAAGCAAGACUCAGAGGAGGCUCCCCCUCCUGCUAACUCUGCUUCCAAAGCCACAGAGCCACCGAGCAGGCCGGUGUACGAGGAACCAGAAUAUGAUGUUCCUGCAAUCGGAUGUGAAGGAGAGUCUGACGUUGAUUCUCUGAAGGAUGACCGUUCCCUGGAUGUGAAGAUCAGUAGCGUGGUUGGCGACAAGUACCGCAACUCGCCUCCCUCCUGCAAAGCCUCGCCACCUGUCUGCAAGGCCUCCCCAGUGUUCACUCAUCGAAGAACCUCCUUCAGGUCCGUUGAGGAGGUCACUAAAGAGGAAUGUAUCUACGAGAACGAUGGCUUCAGGCCAAGCAGUGGCAUUGAAGGAACCUUAGCUAAAGGUUCCAGCGAGCCCAGCUCCCCAAGGAGCUACCACUCCUCCACAGUCCCACGAAAACCAUCCGGAUCUUCACCUUUAGCUGGUAGACCCAUGAAAACCAUGACACCAGAGAUGCAUCGGCGAAGCCAGACCCUGGGCAGACACAUGGACAUCAGCCUCCGGUCCCAGGACAACAGCUCCCACUCUUCAUUAGAUGAACUGAGCAGAGGCCCGAAGAAAGGCCCGAACUUCAACCGAGAUGUGGAGCAGAGAAUAGGCCAGAGCCCUUCGACCCGGCCCAAGCCUUCUGUCAGACCUAAACCCCUUCUGACCAAAUCAGAGCCACAGAGCCCAGAGAGGAUGGACAUCACCUCUCUGAGACGGCAGCUGAGGCCUACGAGUCAGUUCCGACAUGGCCUCAAACCUUCUCGCGGGGACGACUCAGAAACUGCCUCCGUCAUCUCUUCGGAGGACUCGAUGUGUUCACGUAGUACCUCAGAUCUCUCUUCUGUUUACUCCAAAGGCAGCCGUGGUGACUCAGAUGUGGAAGGCCCCAAUUUGUACCGCUCCCUGGACGUCUAUAAGAAGGUCCAGGACUCUGAGAUCAGUUUUCCAGCCGGGGUGGAGGUGGAGGUUCUGGAGAAGCAGGAGAGCGGUUGGUGGUACAUCCGCUGGGGCUCAGAGGAGGGCUGGGCUCCCUCAUACUACCUGGAACCUGUCCGACAGGUAGGUGACGUUGGUGGGCUGGAUUCAGAUGGACACGGGAGUGGUGGGAGUAAGUCCAACAGCCUCGAGAAAAACGAGCAGCAUGUGUUGGCCCUUAAUAACAUCAACAUUCAGAGUCUGACCCAGCAUCAAAGCCUAAGAAGGAACACUCCACCGAUUCCUUCCAAGCCUCCAGGCGGCUUCUCAAAACCAUCUGGGAUGGUUAACGGAGGUGUACGGAUGAGGAAUGGGGUACGCCAGGUGGCGGUGAGGCCUCAGUCUGUAUUUGUGACCACAACUCAGCCAGCAAAGGAUACCCACUACAUGACGGGGUCCUUGAGGAGAAACGACUCCCUUGGCAGGAGCGACCACUAUGGCUCUGGUUCUGCCACUCUCGGUGUCCGCCGAAAUGCCUCUUUCAGUACUGUGCGUCCACAUGUAGUGGUUGAAAGUCAGACCAGGCCUGCUGAGCGCUCCAGCCUGGGCUCUUCAGGCAGCGCCUUCAGUACAAGCAAUGUCCAGGACGCCCUGACUCGAGUGAACCAGCGCAACGGCAUCCCCGUGUCCACAGUCCGACCCAAACCCAUCGAGAAGAGCCAGCUGAUCCACAACAACCUCGGCAGGGACGUGUACGUGUCUAUUGCCGACUAUCGUGGCGACGAGGAGACGAUGGGUUUCUCUGAGGGCACCUGCCUGGAGGUUCUGGAGAGGAACCCCAAUGGAUGGUGGUACUGCCAGGUGCAGGACAGCCUGCUUCCCCGCAAGGGCUGGGUCCCCUCCAACUACCUAGAGAGGAAAAAAUAAACCCCACAUCUUUCCCCCUUUCCUCACCCCUCUGAUGUCUCCAAAGAACUGGGUGGCAUCACUCCUUAAGAAUGUUACCCGCAAUCUCCCGUAAGCAAUAUGUCCAUGGAAAUGUACAUUUAUGAGUGUAAAAAGAAAUGUUUUAACCUGAUGAGGAAGGACACUUUUAGUGCUGGUUUACUAAAAUUUAUACAAAAAAGGAAGAUUUUAAAUAUUUUGCCUGGGAAUGAUCAGCAGAUAUGUGGAAGACUGAUGAGGACCAUGUCUUUGAGAUAUAAAACAGUAUGAAUGGGAGCGAUAACCUCUUAAAGAGGUCGUACAGAAGCUGAGCAGGGUAAUGGCUAUGCUUAUACCUGCCCAUCACUGACUAUGAUGGCCGAUAAGUGCCUUUUGUAUUUGAUCACCGGAAUGGAGGUCCUAAAUGGUGGAUGGCAAAACAUGAAACCAACCAAAUCUUACAAGAGUGCCAUAGUCCUACGAACACCACCAGGAGUAUUUCUAAUGAAGAGCUCCACCACUGAGCGCAAACAAAGUGCAAAUCUAGAAUGCUCUAACUGGUCCGAACCACAGACAUAACAAAGAUAAACAGAUUUAAGAAACUCGAGUCACCAGAGGCUUUAUUCGUUUUAAGCCACAAGUCAUCAAAGACGGUAUUUAAAUCUUGUUAUCAUGACUUUUAUUUAGUUUGUUCAUGUUGCAGCGUCUUGUGUUGAUGCCAGUCUUCCUUAGAGAAUUAUUUCUGCUUUCUUGUGACAUCGGUUUUCCACCGACAGCCUGGAUUUGGAAAAGUGAAAGCUCCUACCUGAAGUGAACAUAUAUAGAGUCGGUACUCUGAUCUGAUUAAUUGGCAAAGACACAGAGAUAUGUUAAUAUCCAUGUGUUUAAUCCCAGAUGUAACUAUUUGGGAAAACAAAUGUAUUUAAAAAAAAAAAAAAAAACCUGUAAAACUUGAAACAGUCGGAUGUUAUAGGAACAACCUCCAGAACCAAACCACCUCAUAUCUGGGAGGGUAAUAACCUCAAAAGAUGAACACAGUUUACAAACUUUUAGUGUAUUGUUAGCUCCAGGAACAGUUGAUUUUGUAUAUAUUUAGUUUUCUAUAAAUAUAAUAAAGCCGCUGUUGCGGUGAUAUAUUAAGUACUGGAAAUGCGGUGAAAUAAUUGAAUCCCAGGGAUGUAUCUGCAUAGCAUUUUGCCCAAAAUGUGAUCAACCAAAGAGAAAUAUCAUUUCAUUGGCAGUUUUUUGUGAUUUUGCUGUUUAUUUAUGGCACAACUUAUACAGUUUGUUCACCAAAAUGCCUAAAACGAGGUUUCUGAACUGAAAAAUAAAAGUUUUUCUGGAAGCACUUGAUACAUUUUAGUAAAAUUAUAGAUCCAAACAAGAUAUAAACAACUAAAUUGUAACAUUAUAAAUUGCUGUGCAGUAUUGGGCUUGACAGUUUAUUAUCUUGUUUCAUAGUUUAGGUUUGUCGCAUCUUCAAAAUUGUAUAAAUGAAAAAUGUUGGAAAUAAGUCACCCACAGUAGAGAAGUGAGCUGAAAUACAACUUUCAAAAUUCAAACGGCUGAUGUUCAAGACUGCUGAAAUACGUUUUCUAAUGAACUGUGUGAGCUCUCCAUACAUAUGAGGCUGAACACUAACAUUUCAUUAUGUUUCUGCUGGACAGUAUCAUAGUAUUAAAGUACAGUACCUGCUAGAUGGCAGUUAUCUAUUUCAGCAAAACCAUAUUUGUUUUUUGUUUGUUCAUUUGUUACUCUGUGAUCACACAGUGGCAAUAAUGAGGAAUGAAGUGGUUCUGUUUUGUGGAUUAGUGCACUUUAAAAAAAAUUAUAGUGCAUUAAUAUAAAGAUGCAGUAAAUACUCAGCAUAUUAUUUAUUAUUGGUGGAGUUUUUGUAGUUAUUUAAUUUUUUUUUCUUCUCAAGUGAGAGGAACAAAUGAAGUCUUUCUGGAUAGAAUUGGAGAAACAGAGACCUCUUGUGGAAGCUUAAAGGCACUACAACAUGAUUGUGUGACGAUUGGAUAGCUUCCCUACCUCAGUGCAAUAAGAAAAGCACUGCUGGUCAGUGAGUCUCCCCAAAAACUGUACAGAAAUUCAAUGUUUUUCUAAUUUAAAAAAAAAUCUCAGUGCAGCUGAAAGUUGUAAUUUUUGUUUUGUUUUGUAUUGGGCAAUAAUUUAUUUUUUGGGAAAUUUUUCUCUCAAUGCUGUGCUGCAACUUUAGCAAUUCAUGGGCACUUCCUUCAUCUUUAUUGUGCUUUACAUAAUGCCUGAUUGAAGCAUAUUUAUUAUGAAUAGUUUAAUAUUGUGUCAUGGUUUGACAAUCACCAUAUUCCCUCAUUCUAAGCAUUAUUUUUUGCUGUUUUACAGUCGAUUAACACAAGGAUUGAAUUCAAAAUGCUGCCACAGCAGUCGACAAAAAUCCAAACAAAUCCUCAUUUAUGAUUAUAUUAAUGUAUUUAAUGAGGCCGCCCCUCCAUUGAGACAAAGGCAUUAUGUAAAUGUGUUGAAUCACUCUUUAACAUUUCGCUCUAGCACAUAUUAUUAUUGCAUAUCCCUUUGUUUGAUUGAGCUGAACUUACUUGCAAGGGAAUCGCUCUGUGUCAAGCAUACAUUUAGCUGUGUAGCAUCUAUCUUUAUUCUUUGAUUUUUUUAAAUUUCCUCUUUUUGCUCUAAAUUCUGAGAUGUACCCACGAGGAGAUGUGCAAUAGAUGAUUAAAAAGAAAAACAACAACAAAAAAAAGAAAAACGGCAACACAUCAUGCUUCAACAAGAGGAAAAAAAAUGUCAGAACAUUGCCAUUACAUGUGCUGGGAGGAGACGCUCCCGGUCAAACUGCCAGUCACGAGCUUCUACCUUCACUUCAAGUGUGUCAUGUUUGAGUCUGUCUGAAAGAGCAGAUGUGUGAGGCCCUAAAAGCAGCCGAGAAGUCAUUGGACCAAAGCAGCCGCAUGUGACACCUCGUUAACUCCUGACGUGAUGAACUGAGCUGCUGCUCCAGCAGUGGACAGUGAUUUGUGAAUGGCAGAAACACACAGCGGUGAGUCAUCUGAGAUCUUCUUCACAGAUGGAGAGUCUCGGGCCCGUCGUCAGGGGCCUCUGUGGCCCUGCUCUGAGCUGUCACGUUCGUGCCUGAAUGGAUUUUUGAUAGUUUCUGUGUUGUUGUUUUCUUCUUCUCUUCUUCUUCUUUUUUUCUGUUUGUUGGUUUGUUUUCCCUCUGGACUGUGUCCUCUCUUGACAUUUAACCCACUGCUGUCAAAGCGGCUUCUUCCUCAAAAAUCUCCACAGCAAGGGUGACGUUGUGCCAGGAACCGUCAUGGGGCAAAGUGACGUUGGUGGCGGUAAACAAGAGAGCGGCGAGGUGAAUGCUUCUUCAGGCCGCCUCAGUUCCAUCCAUCAACUUCCUAGAUUCGCACCAUAAGUAGAAAAAUCUUUUAUUUUUCUCUCUGCUGAGCCCAGGCCGGCUUUGUUUGGCGCUUGUGUCCAAAAAUCUUUUUUCUUAAAGCUCCACCUUUAACAAAAAAUUUUCAAAAAAUCCCUUAUUUGCUGUGUUGCUGACAGUUAAAGGAAAAGACUGAUAUCAUUCUUAUGCUACUGUGUUAGAAGGCUGUUCCCACUUUUAUCUAUGGCUCAGUUUUGACCUGGGUUUUAUUUUGUUUCAUCAUAAUUUGAAACCAACCAGUGUUUAAUAUGCUGCUGAGACCAGGUGGGAUGAAGAAACCUCCACUACAUGACAACUUUACAUGAAAAAUCUGAGUAUUUUAACAUUCUGAGGAGAAGGAGCUUAGCUUAUCAUGACAUGAUUUACAACCAGUUAAUUUCAUACUUUCUGCUGCAAAUUAUGUCUAAUGCUAAUUAUGAUUAUUCCAAUCAGUAUUUUAAUGUGUCUUAAAACGUUCUUGGAGGAGAUCUUUUAAUAUAACAGCUGGGAGCAGAAAAACAGCAAGGCUGACUGAAAAAUGUCAAAAACCUGUCAAUUCUUCAAAAACUCACCACGGCCUUGUUCAUUCCUGGUUUUAACAAGUGAUCUGAUCACAAGUGGACAGAGACAUUACAGAUAUGGAGACAUUCAGUGGUGGUCUGUUCUAUGUAUGUCUGCUCUAUUUAGCAGUAUUUGCACAAAUGUUUUAAUAGCUUCUGUGCCAGAUGGCACAGUUAUAGUGUCAUAAAUCCUAAAAAGAAAAGCGGGGGGUGGGGGGUGGGGGGUGGGGGGGGGUUGUAGUGCUCACAGAUUUUACCAACCACUAACAAAAAUGGGAGACAUGCUGUGGAUAUAACUGUUUCCAUAGUUUUCUCCUGCCUGUAAACACAGCCUGCAGUUCAGCCCAGUACAGCUGAAGGGUUCCUGAGUUUUUCCUCAAAUGACUCUUGGUCACAGCUGAGGCAGUCAUGGCUUCAUGGUUGCACUGAGGAGCACAGAAAGCAACCGAUCAUAGCGAAUAUUGUGAUUUUGCUUAGAUUUGGUUCAUUUUUGGAUGGAAUGGUCUGUCACAGAGGAUCAGUUCAAAGACUUCCAUGAAGCUACAGGCCAGACAUUUCUUUCUGUUUUUACUGUUUUUGGCUGUGAAAAAUGGUGAAAUUCUGAAGAUUUUUAAAGACAGCAUGCCUUUUUAAACCGGCAGCUUUGGGAUUCAGAGGGUUUAAAGUACAUAAACAGGCGACAACAACAACUGCUGAUUUGUUCUCCUCCUUUUUUGUUCCAGCAGACUAGGUACAUGAGUGCAUUGCUGCCUUCCGAUGAUUUAAAAACAACAACACUUUUGGUCUCUGCAAACAGAAAUUCUGCUUUUAUGUUCAUAUGAAGUGCUGAAGUGAGAUCCAGUCAGGAGUGAAGACAUUUAAAAGCCAGGUGUGAACAAGUCCUUUUUCGAAAAGACAAGUGGCGGUUUUAUAAUAGGUUGAAACACUAGAAAAAAUUCCCCUGAAAACUCCACUUGGUGUUUUUACACUUGAGCUGUUAUUUUGAUUAAACUAACAAAAAAUACUGUGUUAAUUAAUGAGCUGUAGAGGACUUUUUUAAAACUUUGGACAAAGCCAGUCUUACUGGUUCCUGUUAGCCGAGCCUAGCAUAGGCUCGGCUAACAGUCUCCUCUUCAAAUUUAGUGUACAGACAUGAGAGUGGUAUCAAUCUGUUCAGCUAACUGUCAGCACAACGUGAAUGAGCUUAUUUGCCAACACCUACAAGUUUUCACCAGUUCAGACGAUCUCAGCUGAUAUUUGGUAACCAAGUGAUGAUGAGGAAUCAUUCCCGCCACAAGAAAUGCAUAUGUGCAUGCCAGUAUCCUUAUUACCACACUAUGCUAGUAUAGUACGACAGAAAAGGCUUGUCUCAAUACAUCUAAUGUCAAAAAUACUCAGAUGCACCACUACAUCCAGACUUUUCUGGCCAUUCUGACCCACAGUCUUCUGCACAGUUAUGCCACAUUCUUUGUUGCAUGACUUCAAACAUCAGAAAUUAGGUGCUCUAAUAUGACAUAGUAGUAUGUCCCAGUUGUAUGCAAACUGCCUGAAACAGUGCAUACUUAGUGAGUGCAGCAGUUGCCGGGUGAUACAGCUCUGUGUCAUUCCUCCCUUUCUUUGUAUUCUAACUAAUGGAUGGUUUCUCUCAGGCAUGGAACACCUUUAGCUCUUUUAUUUAAACGUUCCUCGACACAGCCGAACCGUCUGUUCCCGCUGAAACGAUGGCGCCACUUCGGAGGCUUCUGGUUGGGCGUUUGAGUUUGUUUUAGCACGAUGAGAUGGUUUUUUUUGCAGGUGUGCUUAAGAAAAGAGAAGGUCAGAUAGGAGAGUAGUGAGAGUGGGAUGCAGGGAGACAGAAGAUGGAUCAGAUGGCGGAUUCUGGCAGUGAGAGGAGGUGAGCUUCGAUGGAGAUGAAAGGGCGAUGGGCACCAAUUCCACCUGAAACAUGCAGAGGCCCGUUUCUAUCAAACUCCUGCUAACCAACCCGACUAAUGAGCUCUCUGCUUCCAAACCUGAGUUGUGAAAUCUUAUUACAUCAAACAAUGUUUUAAUUGUGGUGCAGAGAGACAAAUGAAUUGACGUUCCAGCAGCAACAGCUUCUCUCAGCCUCCCAUCCGUUCGCAGAAGAGCUGCAGAGCCGAUCCUACGUCUGAUUUUAGCUUCUUUUACUGCCAGUGUCUUCAGAUCUCAUGUAGCCCUGAGGGUGAGAGAGUUUGAGCAGCGUGUUGGAAAAAGUUUUUUGGAAUAAGACAAAAAAAACUUCAAAUGAUGGAUUCUUGUCUCCCUCAUUCCUUUGUGAUUUUGCAGGGAAAAUAACUGAAUGAUGUAAAAGACAGGAUUUGAAGGGUUUGUAAUGAAACAAGCUUUAAUUGUAAAGGAGAGAAAUCAAAAGGGGGACUUCAGAAGUCGCUCAGCUGUGCUUGAUUGGAGGAAGGUUUGAUAGGAAAGUUUUAGCAAGUGUGUGGGUGCAGGUGGGACGUAUUUGGGGGGGUGCUUUUGUAGGUUUUUAAAUUAUUGUCUAGUUUGAGUGUGAGAAAAGACAGAAAGGAACAAGCGACGCUGCGGGGCUUUUUCUCAAGCAGUUGGGGUGGAAAAUACAUAUUUUUUAAAAAGCCCCUGCGAAUGUGGGAAUGCUGAUUAUUUAUGUCAUUCUGGAAAGUUGCUCACAGGAUUGUUUGAGGUGCCAGCGGGCAUCAGCGGGAGCCGUCGCCGAGCUCCAGAGAGAGAGGCUUGUGUCGAGGAAUGAGGCGCUCCACUGCGUCUCCGUGGCGCCGUUCUUUGUCUCUGUUUGAGUCCCCGUUUCUAAUUAGCACAACAGCGUGUCUUAAUUAACCUCAGCCAGUCAGAAGCUACUAAGGCUUCCUAAUCAAGAGCUGCCUUUCUUGCGUGGGAGCUCCUCUGCCACGUUUCGGUGGCGGAGGCGAGCUGUCAGGAGUAAUUGAUGCUGAGUGACAGCUGAGGUGGAUUCAUAGUAAAAGGUGGAGUUUUUAGCCUCACUGUUGCAUUCAUAGGAUAGAAUUUGUCACCACCCCGCUGCGUGUCAAAAAAAAAAAAAGCUCUUGAACUGUAAAUUCUGACAAAAACAAUCUGCUACCAAACACAACAACAACCACAGGCCUUGAGUUGGACCAAAGGAGGUGCUAUUCUUUCAUUUUCUCUUUAAAUUUUCCUUUUUUUAAAAAAAUAACCAUUGUUGUUAUGCAAAUUGUGUUUAACCCUUGCUAACACCUUGUUUUCAAAGGAUAUGCAGUGAGGAGGUAAAAGGAUGUUUUUUUCCCCGGUGGCAGUCUGUUCAAAACAUCAGCAUACUGUGCACUAGCAUGAAAUGAAAUGACUGGAUGUGCAUUCCUUUUGAAAACAGGGCAUUUUCUUAUCUACCGUUUCAUUUUGACAAGUCUUGUUCCUCUUUUUGUAUCCUGUACAUGUUUACAUUGUAUCUCGCAUUGCCCAAAAGAGAAACAAUAUUAAAUGUAUUAUCUUUGUUGUUUUA